UAUAUAUUCAAUAAUGUCAAUAAAUAAUUUAAGUUUGGAAUAGAUAGAAAAUCCAUCAAAAACAAAAUUCAAAUAACUCUAUUUAAAUAAAUACAGAAUAAAAUUAGGAUUAGUAUCUAAUCAUAAAGAAUAAUUACCAAAAUCAGUAUCAAUAAUAAUUUAACUUUUUAGAGACCCAAGCUAAGAAAUAUUUCAAUCAAAGAAUUAGAUCAUUUAAUAAAACCAGAAAUGAUUAAAGCUAAAAUUAUGCCAGAUAAUUAAAAGGUACUCACAGCUUAAUUGUUAAGCAAAAUUGCAUAAAAAUAAUAAGAAUAAGAAUAUUUUUGUAAAUUUCCUGAAAUCACUAAAUAAAAGACAAAAAAAAGAUCAAAAACUGAGUAACAUAUGGAUAAUUAAUACAAUAAAUAAUAUAAGACAUUUGCUAGAACUGCUUAUUUAAUUGUGAUAUGA
Molecule: messenger RNA, 450 nt
Organism: Paramecium sonneborni
Lineage: Eukaryota; Ciliophora; Oligohymenophorea; Peniculida; Parameciidae
Source: the annotation of a GenBank genome assembly